This is a messenger RNA of Musca domestica (house fly), 571 nucleotides long. Its product is annotated as ribosome biogenesis protein SLX9 homolog. Bases 32 to 553 code for a protein of 173 amino acids. The record is from RefSeq and is a predicted model, not a curated record. The transcript has a single exon. Gene Ontology annotation, biological process: maturation of SSU-rRNA from tricistronic rRNA transcript (SSU-rRNA, 5.8S rRNA, LSU-rRNA). Gene Ontology annotation, cellular component: nucleolus; 90S preribosome; preribosome, small subunit precursor. NCBI's taxonomy places the organism in Eukaryota, Metazoa, Arthropoda, Insecta, Diptera, Muscidae.
ACGACUUUCACAUUUUAGUACUAAAAGUCGAAUGUCGAGUUACCUAUCCCUACAAAGGAAGCGUGGUGCAAUCGUAAACAUGGGCAAGUUGGUCAAUAAGAUCAAGGAAACUGCUCCCAAGCGUGAGGAAAAGAAGAACGUUAUAAAAAAGACGUCAAUAUCGAAAAAAGAGAAAUAUAAUCAGAAACGUCAAAAACUACUCAACAAAUUCGCUCUAUUGAAACAGCAGCAAAAAGAAGAUGCGGAUAGAAGAAAAAGGGAGAAGACCGUUGUUGUGGGUGAUUUAAAGGUUCUGAAGGACGCAUUACCAUCAUUAGACGAAAUCAUGCAACUGUCCAAGGAAAAGACUCACCUAAAGACGGGUAUCCGAGAAGUGGAUCAAUCAGCCAAUCCCAAACAUCUAAGUGCCAAGAAAAAAAUAAAAACAAAAAAAGAAAAGUUUGCUCGUCAAGUCAAAGCCUUUGAAAAGUUAUUAAAAGAUCCAGAUUUUAAGCAGAACCCACGGGAAGCAAUACGUUAUCACAUAAAAUAUACGCAUGGAUUACUUGAAUAAACAAAAAUAAUAACUUAA